Messenger RNA from Fomitiporia mediterranea MF3/22, 552 nucleotides. RefSeq lists its product as uncharacterized. The transcript has a single exon. The coding region runs from base 81 to 479 and encodes 132 amino acids. Lineage: Eukaryota; Fungi; Basidiomycota; Agaricomycetes; Hymenochaetales; Hymenochaetaceae. The record is from RefSeq and is a predicted model, not a curated record.
AGACAUCUGGACGAUUCAAUGGUCAAUGGGAACAACAAUUCUCCUGAGCCAGUCAGGCGGUAACUACGACACCAGGUCUUAUGCUCCAGUCUCUCAUAAAAUGUCUGUGUACAUUGCUUCGCUUGGCAAGGUACAAUGAUGGUAUAGAGGCGACACCAGAUCAGUUACCUCUAUUCCAUUUGGAAAACUGUCAACCAGUAUCUCAAUCUGCAGUUGUGUACAGGCCUGUUUCUAUUGAGGUAGUGAAACGGUAUCUGCAAAAAUGUAUGUUCGGCAUUGCUUCGCCGAGACUCUGUUUCCCCACAUACGUGGUCUUUUGGGAUUCUGAUUGGAGCCUAACUAGCCUUUCCGGCCAUGUGUGUUCUCGUGCACACAAACUCUGGGAGCAAAUGGAUGGUCAUAAAUUCCGAAUGACGUUGAUCACAAUUUUCCAGAUGCUCGACUCACCUCCCAUAAACCUUUUGUUGGCUGUGAGUUAGUUUUGCUUUGCUGGCGGGAGCGAGCGCCACCUACACGUUGACCGUGUGGAUUUUGCCUUGCACGCUAUACCCC